Messenger RNA from Suillus fuscotomentosus, 1371 nucleotides. RefSeq lists its product as uncharacterized. The record is from RefSeq and is a predicted model, not a curated record. The transcript is spliced from 7 exons. Bases 248 to 1273 code for a protein of 341 amino acids. Lineage: Eukaryota; Fungi; Basidiomycota; Agaricomycetes; Boletales; Suillaceae.
CUAGCGCUCGGCACGUGUGGGAACAUAGCUGUACAGCGAACAUGUGUAGGUCACAGCUUCACUGAUUCCACGAACGAUGAACAAGGACUAGAAGUGCUGCAUAUAAAUAUCCGCCUGAUGGAUGACCAGUACCAUUCAGGAUCUUGAUGAUCAGUUUUAGGUUCUGUUAGAACUACAAGAUACAUGAGACUGGACACGGGACUGCGAAUGUGCCAGCGUACAUCCCCAGAACAUCCUCAUCUCCGCCAUGGCUAUUGGCAAAGGCAUGUCGCUCGAUAGUGCUGCAUUAAUGUCAACAGUACUCGAAGGCAUUUUAUACGGCUUUUCUGUCCUCAUGUUUAUUGGCACCAUCUGGGCGCUGACCGGGACCCAUGAACGCCACAUGCGGAGCGUCAAUCGUCCGAUCACAGCUGUGGCCGUCUUGCUGUUUGUACUAAGCACUGCGCACAUGGUCGUAGACAUUAUUUGGACUGAAGAAGGACUAGUGCAGCGCCACAACAUAUUACAAAGCGGGCCGGAGGCGUUCUUCACAGAAAUCUCUCAAGAAACUAUUGUGAUACACAAUGCAAUAUACGUUUUGCAAACUCUACUCGGUGACGGGGUGGUGAUUUAUCGUUGUUACAUUGUUUGGCGAAGCAUCUGGAUCAUCAUCUUACCCAGCAUGAUGUGGUGUAGUGUCGCAGUGACCGGUGUGUGCUCGAUCUACAAAUUUUGGCACGCAUCUAUGAUAUCCGGAAAUGUCUUCGGCCUGCCAGUGCUGGUGAUUCGCGAUUGGAUCUCGGCGUUCUAUGCCUUGACACUUGCGACUAAUUUGUUGAGCUCAGGAUUACUGGCGUACCGCAUCUGGAAAAUCGAACAUAAUGUUGCUAGCAGUCGCACUACGAAGAUCACCACGACGAGUAUACUACGCGUGGUUAUGGAUGCUGCUAUUUUAUACUCCAUAGCGCUCCUCUGCACAUUAAUCGGUGUGGUCUGCUCGAACAAUGGAUCGCUCGUUAUGAUAGACAUGCUUACGUCGAUCAUCUCCAUCACAUUCUAUAUGGUGAUCAUACGCAUUGCGAUGGGUAAAAGUACUCACAGUCUUUCAACUGUCCGUCACGGGUCGGGCAGUGACACAGAUGGAGGAAACUUACAGCAUUAUGCCCUGCCUUUGCAGGUGCAUAUAUCCCAUUUCACCCAUAGUGAUGGCGCGUCGGUGUACAGAAAUGGGAAUCUGGACCGACCAUCGACAGGCAAGUCAAGAGUUGUGGAAGGGGCGUCUUGCAAUGUGUAGUCAGAUGAACAUGCUAGCUUCAUACAGAAGUUGAUUGUAUUUGUCUUGGAACACGAUAACUUGUAUGUAUACUGCAUCAGCAAUCAAUUAUUUACUUC